AGUGUGCGUGUGCCACAACGGGGUGCUUGAGACUUCAGGACAGUGCGCGCACCACGAAGCGCAGCAUUGCAAGGAGUGCGACGCGAACUACGUCCGGAAAGUGGACUAUCCGGCGACGGGCGAGACAAGCUGUUACCCCACCUGUGCAGGCGUUACCUGCGCAGCGCCAAAUGCACCGGACCAGGCUUAUUACAUAAGGAAGUCAAACAGUACCGAGUGUAGCGGCCUUUCCACCGUAGACGCGCUCAAGGAAAGCACUUUUCCGGAAGUAGGGUGCGUGCACGCGUGUUGCCAGAAAGGAUGCACUGCGCCGGCCCCUGCGUCUGAGCUUGAGGAGAGGGUGGACACAACUGCCAUUGAUUGGGCGCAGCCGCUAGCGGGCGACGAUAUGCUUCCUGGUAUGAACAGCAGCGACGCGAUCGCAGUUGCCGGCGCCCAGUGCGACGAGACAAAAUACACCGGUGCCACUCCUGCGUUUUACUGCCCCAGUGCGGGUGCUGAAGUUGCGUUCGUUGGCUGUGCAGAGAGUACCACCACGACUACCACGACUACUACGACCACCACUACCACUACGUCAACCACCACGACCACGACGACUACGACCACCACCACCACAGUGUGCGUGUGCCACAACGGGGUGCUUGAGACUUCAGGACAGUGCGCGCACCACGAAGCGCAGCAUUGCAAGGAGUGCGACGCGAACUACGUCCGGAAAGUGGACUAUCCGGCGACGGGCGAGACAAGCUGUUACCCCACCUGUGCAGGCGUUACCUGCGCAGCGCCAAAUGCACCGGACCAGGCUUAUUACAUAAGGAAGUCAAACAGUACCGAGUGUAGCGGCCUUUCCACCGUAGACGCGCUCAAGGAAAGCACUUUUCCGGAAGUAGGGUGCGUGCACGCGUGUUGCCAGAAAGGAUGCACUGCGCCGGCCCCUGCGUCUGAGCUUGAGGAGAGGGUGGACACAACUGCCAUUGAUUGGGCGCAGCCGCUAGCGGGCGACGAUAUGCUUCCUGGUAUGAACAGCAGCGACGCGAUCGCAGUUGCCGGCGCCCAGUGCGACGAGACAAAAUACACCGGUGCCACUCCUGCGUUUUACUGCCCCAGUGCGGGUGCUGAAGUUGCGUUCGUUGGCUGUGCAGAGAGUACCACCACGACUACCACGACUACUACGACCACCACUACCACUACGUCAACCACCACGACCACGACGACUACGACCACCACCACCACAGUGUGCGUGUGCCACAACGGGGUGCUUGAGACUUCAGGACAGUGCGCGCACCACGAAGCGCAGCAUUGCAAGGAGUGCGACGCGAACUACGUCCGGAAAGUGGACUAUCCGGCGACGGGCGAGACAAGCUGUUACCCCACCUGUGCAGGCGUUACCUGCGCAGCGCCAAAUGCACCGGACCAGGCUUAUUACAUAAGGAAGUCAAACAGUACCGAGUGUAGCGGCCUUUCCACCGUAGACGCGCUCAAGGAAAGCACUUUUCCGGAAGUAGGGUGCGUGCACGCGUGUUGCCAGAAAGGAUGCACUGCGCCGGCCCCUGCGUCUGAGCUUGAGGAGAGGGUGGACACAACUGCCAUUGAUUGGGCGCAGCCGCUAGCGGGCGACGAUAUGCUUCCUGGUAUGAACAGCAGCGACGCGAUCGCAGUUGCCGGCGCCCAGUGCGACGAGACAAAAUACACCGGUGCCACUCCUGCGUUUUACUGCCCCAGUGCGGGUGCUGAAGUUGCGUUCGUUGGCUGUGCAGAGAGUACCACCACGACUACCACGACUACUACGACCACCACUACCACUACGUCAACCACCACGACCACGACGACUACGACCACCACCACCACAGUGUGCGUGUGCCACAACGGGGUGCUUGAGACUUCAGGACAGUGCGCGCACCACGAAGCGCAGCAUUGCAAGGAGUGCGACGCGAACUACGUCCGGAAAGUGGACUAUCCGGCGACGGGCGAGACAAGCUGUUACCCCACCUGUGCAGGCGUUACCUGCGCAGCGCCAAAUGCACCGGACCAGGCUUAUUACAUAAGGAAGUCAAACAGUACCGAGUGUAGCGGCCUUUCCACCGUAGACGCGCUCAAGGAAAGCACUUUUCCGGAAGUAGGGUGCGUGCACGCGUGUUGCCAGAAAGGAUGCACUGCGCCGGCCCCUGCGUCUGAGCUUGAGGAGAGGGUGGACACAACUGCCAUUGAUUGGGCGCAGCCGCUAGCGGGCGACGAUAUGCUUCCUGGUAUGAACAGCAGCGACGCGAUCGCAGUUGCCGGCGCCCAGUGCGACGAGACAAAAUACACCGGUGCCACUCCUGCGUUUUACUGCCCCAGUGCGGGUGCUGAAGUUGCGUUCGUUGGCUGUGCAGAGAG
Messenger RNA from Amoebophrya sp. A120, 2373 nucleotides. NCBI's taxonomy places the organism in Eukaryota, Dinophyceae, Syndiniales, Amoebophryaceae. The record is from the annotation of a GenBank genome assembly.